Schistocerca nitens (vagrant locust) is the source of this 939-nucleotide messenger RNA. RefSeq names its product dynein light chain Tctex-type 1 (gene Dlc90F). The transcript is spliced from 3 exons. Gene Ontology annotation, cellular component: cytoplasm; cytoplasmic dynein complex. Gene Ontology annotation, biological process: microtubule-based movement. Gene Ontology annotation, molecular function: dynein intermediate chain binding. NCBI's taxonomy places the organism in Eukaryota, Metazoa, Arthropoda, Insecta, Orthoptera, Acrididae. The coding region runs from base 159 to 494 and encodes 111 amino acids. The record is from RefSeq and is a predicted model, not a curated record.
AAGUUUAACCAAAGUUAAACAUUGUACAUAGACCACAUGAAAGCUGUCAGUCCGUCACGAAUCCUAACAAACUACAUUAACUACAGCAGGUGUGAGUGGCGUUGAGAGAUAUGUGUUGUAUUAUUAUUGUACAACAGCACUAUACUUGUUGAAGUAAAAUGACUAUGGAUGACGCAGCAGAAGAGUUCGUCGUUGAUGAAGUCAGUGCAAUUAUUAAGGAGGCUAUAGAAGUUUCUAUAGGUGGAAAUUCGUAUCAGCACAGCAAAGUUAACCAGUGGACAACAGCAGUGGUGGAAAGUUGUUUAAAUGGAUUAGUAAAAUUGCACAAGCCGUAUAAGUAUAUUGUUACAUGCACGAUUAUGCAGAAGACAGGAGCGGGUCUCCACACAGCAAGUUCCUGUUACUGGGACAAUGCCUCGGACGGGAGCUGUACAGUCCGUUGGGAAAAUAAGUCUAUGUACUGCAUCACGUCAGUGUUCGGUCUUGCAGCAUAAAACAAAUGUUAUCAGUCUACAGCCAUUGAUGCCAGGUUUCACAGAACUGAUGCAUAUUCUCUCUAUUUAGUUGUUUUACCAAUCAUAAUUUGGCGUUAUAUGUGGAAAUUUAAUGAGAGCACUAACUAUUUCUAGAGUGACAAUUCUGUACACACCAACCUUAUAAUAUUAAAUGAUGAGUUAGGGCUUUGUUAAAGUGGAAGAUGUUUUAGAUCUGUCUAUACAGAAUUGAUUUUCAUUCCAGUUCUGAGACUUCACAGCGGCUUGUGCAUUAUUCACACACACAUGAGCAUUGUUCUUCAUAAAAGUAAUGAAUGAUCAAGCAAUGUAAUAAUUUUACUGAAUUUAUGUAGCAAAAGUUUCAUAAGUAUUAAUUAAUUUUGUGUAUUACUUGUAAGACACUCAUAAAGAAAAUAAUAAAAAGAAACUAAGAAUGUGGACAAUG